Molecule: messenger RNA, 894 nt
Organism: Nestor notabilis (Kea)
Lineage: Eukaryota; Metazoa; Chordata; Aves; Psittaciformes; Psittacidae
Product: negative elongation factor B-like
Exons: 5
Coding region: 30-638 (202 amino acids)
Biological process (GO): negative regulation of transcription elongation by RNA polymerase II
Cellular component (GO): NELF complex; nucleus
Source: RefSeq, a predicted model, not a curated record
AAGUUGAGUUGAUCACCAGGUUCUUGCCUAUGCUGAUGUCCUUUGUGGUGGAUGACCACACGUUCAACGUAGAUCAGAAGCUGCCCUCAGAGGAGAAGGGACCAAUUCCCUACCCCAGCACCAUCCCUGAAGCUUUCACCAAAUUCUUGCAGGAGAACAGAAUAGCUUGUGAGAUUGGGCUGUAUUACAUCCUUCACAUCACUAAACAGAGGAACAAGAAUGCUUUCCUCAGGCUCCUGCCAGCACUAGUUGAGACAUUCAGUGACUUGGCCUUCGGUGAUAUCUUUCUGCAUCUGCUUACUGGAAACCUGACGCUGCUGGGUGAGGAAUUUGCACUUGAGGAAUUCUGCACCAGUCUCUUUGACAACUUCUUUCUCAGUGCCUGCUCAAGAAAGGAGAAUGUACACAGACAUGUGCUAAGGCUGCUGCUUCAUCUGCAUCACAAAGUGGCACCUGCGAAAUUGGAGUCUCUCCAGAAGGCUUUGGAGCCCACCAAGCAGAGUGGGGAAGCUGUGAAGGAGCUUUACAACCUACUCACUGAGAAGCUGGAGCUUCGGAAGCCGAGUCCAGCCGAAGUGACUGAGACCCCCUCCAUGGAGCUGCCUCUGCCCACUGUGCCCACACCAGCCUCACGCUGAGCUCUGCCUGAGUGACACAAGAGAGGAACUAUCGUGUGCUCUGCAGCGUGAAGGCACUGUGCUGCCUUUCAAGUGUCUCUGCCUACAGGGUGAAAACCAAACCAAAAGCCAUUCGAGCUCUUCCAGGAAACACUGCAGAUUACCCACCCCACUGGCUCUUGCUGGUUAGAAAACUGUAUGCAGUGCAUUGCAAAGGUUUACUUUUCUUAAAGAUAGCUGAGUGUCGUCUUGUAGAUCCACUUUAAAAUCUGACUUU